AUACCGAAGAAUUCCAAAGACUGCGAGACAUUAAGCAAUUAGGAGCCUCUAAUUAUGUUUUCCCAAGUGCAUGUCACAAUCGUUUUGAACACAGUCUAGGAACUGCACACCUUGCUUAUACCUUAACAAAAAAAUUACAAGAUCAACCAGGAAUUGAAACAAGUGAUCGUGACCUUAAAUGUGUAACUUUGGCUGCUUUGUGUCACGAUUUAGGACAUGGACCAUUUAGUCAUGUGUUUGAUAAUGAAGUUAUCCCAGCAAUUGCGCCAAAAUUAAAAUGGAAGCAUGAAGAUGGAUCCGAACUGAUGCUUGAUCAUCUUUACAAUGGAAUGGAAUCGCGCUCCAUUGAUCUAAGCACAGAUGAUUUGAAAUAUAUCAAGAAUCUUAUUAAAGGCGACAGAACUGGCUCUAUACCUCUAAGCAAAGAUGACAUAAUUGUCGAUUGGCAAGAUUUGAAUUAUGCAAAAGGAAAAUCGAAUCCAAUAGAAAGUGUUAAAUUUUAUAAUAAAGAUCGUACUAUGAUACUCGAUCUUGAACCUGAAAGAAUUAGCCAUCUUUUUCCUGAACAAUAUCAAGAAAGGAUCGUUCGCAUAUUUUCACGUGAUCCAAACAAGGUUGACUCAAUUCAUGAUGCUUUUAAGAAACUUGCAAGAAAACUGGAUCUAAAUGUAAAUGAAGGAUUUAUAACUGGUGAAAAAGUAGAUAUUAUGGAUUUCAAACCGAAAGUUGAUAGUCAAUAUAACAAAAAUGAAGACAGUAUUAAAAAGACGCUUCCAAUUAGUGAUGG
Molecule: messenger RNA, 787 nt
Organism: Racocetra fulgida
Lineage: Eukaryota; Fungi; Glomeromycota; Glomeromycetes; Diversisporales; Gigasporaceae
Source: the annotation of a GenBank genome assembly